AUGUUGGGUUCCACCCAACAUGCACGCUCCCACUGCAGCCGCAACGGUGGUGCGAAGCCUCGAAUGCUGCUGCUGCUCACCCUGCUGGUGGUGCUACAGCUGCUGGCCGCGGGCGCGACCCCUGCAAGCGCCUUUUAUGUGCCAGGCGCAGCAGAGAAAUCGUACAAGAAUGGCGAAGAGGUGAGAUUCAUGGUGAAUUCGUUGCGAUCGUCGUCGGAGAUGUUUCCCAUCGACUACUCAAAGAUGCCCUUUUGUCAGCCGGCAAGGCAGGAGUUCAAGGAGGAGUCCAUUGGCGAGAUCAUCUGGGGUGACCGCAUGCUCAACUCCCUGUACGCCGUCAAGAUGAGGGAGGAUGUGAGGUGCAUGACACUCUCCAAUUGCAACUUCAGCACCAACACCGAGAUGAUUCGCAGGAAGGAGUCGAAGAACCUCACAAAGAUGAUCAAUAAAUGGUACCGCGUGUACAUGAACAUCGACAACUUGCCCGUUUUCUCCACCAACCCGGAGAGCACACAGAUGAGCGACUGCGCCAAGAAACUCGGCAAAGACGUCAAGGUCUACGCACAGCGAGGGUUCCCGCUCGGUCUCCCGGCCAAAUGCACGAGUGACAGGGCGGCGCUGCUAAACAAUCACCUUGAUUUCACGAUUCACUACAACCACGACAGCAAGACGACCAGCACAACCGCGGAGCAGGAGAGAAAGUAUAUCGUAGUCUUUAUCGACGUCAAGGCCAGAAGCAUCGCUUGGAGCGACCCCCUAGAAUGCAACAGCGAGAUGAAAGUCGCGCCGGAGGUUCUCGCGCCGAUGCGCGGCCUCAAGAUGAAGGAUGUGAUGCAGAAGAUGGCGACAGUGUACUGGACGUACAGUGUCCAGUGGAAGGAGAACCCGACCGUUAAGUGGGCGACGCGCUGGGACUUCUACCUCACCGCCGCCGCCGCUGCUGCACCCGCUGGCCACAUCCUCUUUAUCAUCCUCUCGCUUAUGGUGGUGCUGUUCAUUGGCAGCGCGGUGAUGGGGGUUCUGUUAAGGGCGCUGCACAAGGACUUUAACCGCUACAACUCCGAAGACCCAGAGGACUUGCAGGAGGAGGUGGGAUGGAAGCUGGUUCACGCCGACGUGUUCCGCCCACCACUUUACGCAAACUGGCUGGCCAUCUUCGUCGCCAACGGUGUCCAAAUCCUCACGACUGUUGGGGUGGUGCUCAUCAUUGCGCUUAUGGGCUUCCUCUCCCCCUCUCGGCGCGGCGCGCUCCUCACGACCCUGCUGCUGACCGCCGUCUUCACGUCGUUCAUUAGCGGCUAUGUCUGCGGUGUGCUGCUGCAGUACCUUAACUCCCGUGCUUGGAAGCACAUUUUCACGUGCAGCUUCACACUGCCGGGCGCGAUGCUGCUCAUCUACAUCUUCAUCCUCAUCAUCAACAAGGCACACGGCGCCACUACUGCCAUCCCGUUCAUGACGCUGUUGGAGAUGCUGACGCUCUUCGUGACGGUGAGCCUGCCGCUGACGGUGCUGGGUGGCUCCCUAGCCUUCCGCCAACAGCCCAUCACGAACCCGACGCGGGUUGGUCGCCUCGCUCGCGAGAUCCCGGUACAAAGCUGGAUCAACCAGCCCAUUUUCAUCUGCGUCUUCUGGCCAUCUGUUCCGCUUGUCGUCGUCGUGAUUGAGCUCUACUACAUCAUGCAGGACCUGUGGGAGGGACAGAUCUAUUACUCCUUCGGCUUCCUCACCGUGACGGCCUGCAUUUGGGUUCUCGUCUGCGCUCUCGUCACGGUAUCGUGCCUGUACUACGUUCUUUGCUACGAGAAUCAUCGCUGGUGGUGGAUUGCGUACUUCGUGCCUGGCGGCGCCGGUGUCCACAUGUUCUGCAUGUCGUUAAUUUUUUUCCUGUCUCACGUCUCCGUGAGCAGCUUCGCCUCUGCGGUGCUUUUCUUUUCCUACAUGGGGAUGAUAUCGUACUUGUACGGGAUGGCGGCUGGUGCCGUCGGCGUGAUUGUCUCCAUCUUGUUCGUGCGCAGGAUCUACGGCAGCAUCAAGAUUGACUAG
Molecule: messenger RNA, 2043 nt
Organism: Leishmania mexicana MHOM/GT/2001/U1103
Lineage: Eukaryota; Euglenozoa; Kinetoplastea; Trypanosomatida; Trypanosomatidae
Exons: 1
Coding region: 1-2043 (680 amino acids)
Biological process (GO): protein localization to membrane
Cellular component (GO): membrane
Source: RefSeq, a predicted model, not a curated record